This is a messenger RNA of Juglans microcarpa x Juglans regia, 828 nucleotides long. Its product is annotated as iron-sulfur assembly protein IscA-like 3, mitochondrial. NCBI's taxonomy places the organism in Eukaryota, Viridiplantae, Streptophyta, Magnoliopsida, Fagales, Juglandaceae. The record is from RefSeq and is a predicted model, not a curated record. The transcript is spliced from 3 exons. The coding region runs from base 68 to 490 and encodes 140 amino acids. Gene Ontology annotation, biological process: iron-sulfur cluster assembly. Gene Ontology annotation, molecular function: 2 iron, 2 sulfur cluster binding. Gene Ontology annotation, cellular component: cytoplasm; mitochondrion.
AGAUGUCAAUUGGCACAAAAAAAAAGGAAAAAACGGAGAAGUAGAAGAAGACGAGAGAAGCGCAAAAAUGGCAGCAUCUUCAUCUUCUUUAUUGGCGAGAUCGGCCAAGAAGGCCGGGCCGGCGCUCCGGCGCCAAGUCCUAGCCUUGACGGACACCGCCGCUGCUAGAAUCAGGCAGCUGCUAGAGCAUCGGCAGCGCACUUUCCUUCGUCUCGGCGUCAAGGCUCGCGGCUGCAACGGCUUAUCCUACACCCUCAAUUACGCAGACGAGAAGGGGAAGUUCGAUGAGUUGGUUGAUGACAAGGGUGUGAAGAUACUGAUUGAUCCAAAGGCACUGAUGCAUGUAAUAGGAACCAAGAUGGAUUUCGUAGAUGACAAACUCAGAUCUGAAUUCAUAUUCAUUAAUCCAAACUCUAAAGGACAGUGUGGUUGUGGAGAGUCUUUCAUGACAACAAGUAGUGCAGAAGCUGCUAAGCGAGGAGGCAGCUAAAAGAUUUUUACCUUUAGGAAAUAUGUUGUAUAUUGCAAAUCUGAAAAUAUAGAGAUUACCAACAAAGCGUCGUUUGAAAGAAGAAAGGAUCUCUGAGUGUACCAGAGAGAGACAGUGAUGCCAAACCAGAGCUUGUAUAGUCUUUUUACUGCAGAAUUCCUCCAUGUCAAGUUUGAAUUCAGUAAUAAGAACAUCUUGAAUGUACAAAGUUACACACUUUGUUCACAAGAGAGAUGAGGAUACUUUUCACUAAGUUUGUGCUUGCCUGUGGAUAUGUUAAUUCAGUCUUGCAGAGGACCUUCGUAGGCAUAUGAUGGAUGAUCUCUUAUUUUUCUUCA